UUCCCGGCUUUUAAAGACACCUUCCUCUUCAGCCACUUGAUCACCGAACCGAUCACCGAAACACUACCUUCUCAUGCUUACAGAAAUUCUAGAUGCACUCUUCCACAUCACGUGAUAGUAUUAGUAACUGGCAUGUGACAAGCUGAUGGACGGUAUUGACUAUUUAACUCGUAUUCCAGUCAAUCAGAUAGAGAUACGGCGAAUGUUGUAGACUCUGCAAUGGAGAGGUUGGUAGCGUCGCUGGUGGUAGUCUGUACUCUGUGGGUCGUCCCCGCCACCUCUAGUGUGCAACCACCCCACAUAGUGUUCAUUGUGGCGGAUGAUUUGGGAUGGAACGAUGUAGGAUUUCACAACCCUCAGAUGAUAACUCCAAACAUCGACAGUCUGGCCCGCCAGGGAGUGAUACUGAACUCCUCCUACGUACAGCCCGUGUGUUCACCUUCCCGAAACUGCUUCAUGACUGGAUAUUACCCCUACCACACGGGGCUACAGCAUGACGUGAUCUUCCCGUUGAUACCGGGGUAUGUACCCGCCAACUUUACUAUGCUGCCCCAGAAACUGAAGGAACUCGGCUAUGCGACACAUGCAGUCGGCAAAUGGCAUCUCGGGUUCUGUAACUGGAAAUACACCCCUACAAUGCGUGGCUUUGACUCGUUCCUCGGCUAUUAUAAUGGAGCAGAGGACUACUACACUCGCGUCAGAGAUGACGGGUUUGACUUCCGGUUCAAUAAAACAGUGGCAAGAAAUUACAGUGGACCUUACUCCGCGAUGACGUUUGCCUCGCGAGCUGAAGAAAUCAUCAGGACCCACGACAAGACCAAACCCCUGUACCUGUACCUGCCCUUCCAGUCUGUCCACGAACCACUACAGGUUCCACAACGAUUUGAAGAUAUGUACAGGAACAUCACGACGAAACAGCGGAGGACAUAUUGUGGCAUGGUAUCGGCGCUGGAUGAGGCGAUCGGCAACAUCACCCAGGCACUACGAGACAGCGGCCUCAUAGACAACCUCCUACUCGUCUUCACCACCGACAACGGUGGCCCUACUUACGCCGGGGCGAACAACCUGCCUCUCCGGGGGGCCAAGACGACUCUGUGGGAAGGAGGGACCAAGGGAACGGCGUUCGUGUACAGUAAGACGUUGUUGAAGAAGUUGAAAUACACCAACACAGGAAUGAUACACGCUGUUGACUGGUUCCCAACACUCCUCCACCUGGCUGGGGGUCGACCAGACCCCGGCUUGGAUGGCGUGAACCAGUGGGACAUGCUGAGUCGGAACUCGCCCAGCAACAGGCAGGAGUUUGUGUACAACAUAGAUGACCUCAGGAACGACUCGGCCAUCAGGUAUCGGGAUCUGAAGCUGAUAUACGGCAAGCCCGGAGACUACAACGACUGGUACCCAUUGCCGAGGUUGGAUGAAGAUAUCCAAGUGGACAAAAAGACAUGGCCUUUAUACCAGCUGUAUAACAUUACAGCUGACCCGACUGAACACCAUGACCUGGCGACCGAGUUCCCCGACCUCCUGGCCUCCAUGAAGCAGAGACUGGAGGGGUGGAGACAGUCCAUGGUGCCGGCACACUACCCCCCUGAAGACCCCAAGGCCAAUCCCAAAAACUGGGGUGGAGUGUGGUCCCCCGGAUGGUGCUAGAACACCUGAUGUAAGCUCCACAAUGUUACACGGAAAGAAAAUCUUAAAAGCACAAUCAAAACGAUAUAUUAUAUUUUAGCAAAUACAUUACAUGAAAUCAAAAUAUACAUGACGUAACUGUACAUUGGCUGUCUUCUUAAUCUUGCAGAGACAAAUGCCCAUAAAAUGACAGUAGAGAUAACA
This is a messenger RNA of Haliotis rubra (blacklip abalone), 1830 nucleotides long. RefSeq names its product arylsulfatase B-like. Lineage: Eukaryota; Metazoa; Mollusca; Gastropoda; Lepetellida; Haliotidae. Bases 220 to 1647 code for a protein of 475 amino acids. The record is from RefSeq and is a predicted model, not a curated record. The transcript has 15 exons.